Gekko japonicus is the source of this 2837-nucleotide messenger RNA. It is a transcript of the gene SALL2, whose product is annotated as spalt-like transcription factor 2. Bases 46 to 2823 code for a protein of 925 amino acids. The record is from RefSeq and is a predicted model, not a curated record. NCBI's taxonomy places the organism in Eukaryota, Metazoa, Chordata, Lepidosauria, Squamata, Gekkonidae. Gene Ontology annotation, molecular function: DNA-binding transcription factor activity, RNA polymerase II-specific; RNA polymerase II cis-regulatory region sequence-specific DNA binding. The transcript is spliced from 3 exons. Gene Ontology annotation, cellular component: nucleus. Gene Ontology annotation, biological process: regulation of transcription by RNA polymerase II.
GCGCUUCCUCCUCCAUCCUUCGGGAGCGGAGGCCGGGCGGCCAAGAUGAGCAGCCCCCGAGGGCGCGGGCCGGAGCAGGAGGAGGACGAGGCGGGCGGCGGCGGGAUGGGGGAGCUCGCAGGAGACACCGGUGACGAGUCGGCCCCCUUCUCCUGCCUCUCCUGCCACGCCAGCUUCAAGGAUCCCCUGGAGCUCUCUGCCCAUGUGGAGUCCUGCUGCCCAGAGCAGCCCACCUGCUCUUCCGCCGGCGCCCCGCCCACCGCCGGCCACGAGACCGCCAGCUCUUCCUCCUCGUCCUCGGAAGCCCGUCCCGACAGCCCCCCCAGCAUGGAGGUGGAACCUGGGGCCUUGUCGGCCGAGCCGGGCCAGGAGCCGGGCCCUCCCCCUCCUGUCCCCACAGGACACCUCAACAUCCCGCUCAUUCUGGAGGAGCUGCGGGUCUUGCAGCAGCGGCAGCUCCACCAGAUGCAGAUGACGGAGCAGAUCUGCCGGCAGGUGCUGCUGCUGGGGUCUCUGGGGCAGGUGGGCUCCUCGGCGCCCUCCGCCGAGCCGGCCCCCGGAGCCUCUCUCCCGCCCAAGCCGCCCUUGCCGGUCUUCUCCAUCAAGACUGAGCCAGGCAGGACCCCGGCUUCCAGCUCCCCCGAGGUGCCCAAGCCGGCUUUCUUCCACCUGUACCACCCUUUCCCCGGAGGGGCCCGGGUCCCCAAAGCUGAGCAGCUCUUGGCUCCGGCCUUCCCCACGGCGACAGGGCUCUUGGCCGCUCAGUGUCUGGGGGCCGCCCGGGGGCUGGAGCAAGCAACUUCGCCGGGGCUCCUGCGGCCGAAGAAUGGCGGUGGUGGCGGCGGGGAAACUGGCUUGGAGGAGAAGCCGGGCGGGCGCCACAAGUGCCGCUUCUGCGGCAAAGUCUUCGGCAGCGACAGCGCCCUCCAGAUCCACCUGCGCUCCCACACGGGCGAGCGCCCCUACAAGUGCAACAUCUGCGGCAACCGCUUCACCACCCGCGGCAACCUCAAGGUGCACUUCCACCGGCACCGGGAGAAGUACCCGCACGUCCAGAUGAACCCCCACCCGGUCCCCGAGCACCUCGACUACGUCCUCACCACCUCGGGCCUGCCCUACGGCAUGUCGGUGCCGCCCGAGAAGGCCGAGGCGGGAGAGGAGAGCACCGUCCCGCCUGCCGCCCCCGCCGAGCGGAAGGCCCUCAGCGCCACCGAGAGCCUCACGCUGCUUUCCGGGGCCUCCCCGUCGGCCGCGGCCCAGGCCUUGCCCGGCUUCAACAAGCUGGUUCUGAUGAAGGCCGUGGAGGCGAAAGGGAAGGGCGACGAGAACACUCCACCGGAAAGGGAGGCGGAAGGCACUCGGCUGCAGCUGGGGAAGCUGGUGGGGUCGUUGCCCAGCUGGGCCCUGCUGGCGAAUCACUUCAAGGCAGGCGCGGCGGUGGGGCCGUUCCCGUACGUCUUGGAGGCCUCGCCUUCGGAGACCUCCAAGCUCCAGCAGCUCGUGGAGAAGAUCGACCGCCAGGGGUCCUCCUCCUCGGGCGCCGCCUCCGUCGCCACCGCUCAAGCCUCGGCCGGCUCCUCCUCCUCCCUGGCCGCAGCCUCCGGCCCCAACCAGUGCGUCAUCUGCUUGCGGGUCCUGAGCUGCCCCCGGGCUCUGCAGCUCCACUACGGGCAGCACGGAGGGGAGAGACCUUUCAAGUGCAAAGUGUGCGGCCGUGCCUUCUCCACCCGGGGCAACCUGCGGGCCCACUUUGUGGGCCACAAGACCAGCCCGGCGGCCCGGGCACAGAACUCCUGCCCCAUCUGCCAGAAGAAGUUCACCAACGCCGUCAGCCUCCAGCAGCACGUCCGCAUGCACCUGGGGGGGCAGAUCCCCAACGGGGCGCUCCUCCCCGAAUCCCCUACCCUGGAAGGCGCCGCUCCGGGAGAAGGAGAGAAGCCUUCGCAGCCGCCCCCGCCGCAAGACGGAGAGCUGUCGGAGGAAGAUGAGGAAGAAGCCACCGAUGACGACUCUCUGGAGAGCGGGAUGGAGAAGGUGGAGGGACCUUCCAGCCCGGAACAGGAAGCUCCGGGUCCUGCCAAGGAAGGGGAGGAAGCGGGACCGGCGGAAGAGGCGGAGGGAGGCGCCAGGGCUGCCUCCCCACUGGGGGAAAGAAGCCCUCGUCGCCCCACGCAGGAGGGGGAAGAGAAAGCCGAAAUGGAAGUGGAGGAAGGGGGGACCCUGCCGGAUGAGGAAGAGGAGGAGCAGGGGAAGGGGGCGGCAGGAGAAGGUCCGUCAGAGAAGCAGCAGGGCAGCCAAGCCAGAGAGGGGUUGACCCUGGCUUGCGGGAUCUGCAAGCAGGCCUUUCCGGACAGAGCCGCCCUGCGCAAACACGCACUGACGGCUCACCACCAGGUUAACAUGGCCAGCCCUGUGUGGAGCAGCAACCCGGCGCGACACGGACAGCGCCUGCCCUUGGAAGGCCCGGUGCCUGUCCUGUCGGGAGGACAGGUGAAGCUGCAGGACUUCCUGGGGCGCGACAUUCCAGCCCAGCUCGUGGGGGUGGGGCCGCUCUCUUUCUGGAACCAGUACACAGCCUUCCUCUCCGGAGGCCUCCCCGCCAAGCCGGCCCACGGCUCUGCUGCUUCUGCCUCAUCCUCCGCCUCCUCGCCGGCUUCCAGCAUGGCCGUCCAGGGCCUCUUUGGCUCUGGUAACGUGCCGGGGAAGGCGGCCCCCGGGGAGGCCAAGGAGAAACCUGCUGCGGGGUCCCUGCUGCUGCUCCCACCGCCGCCGGCCCCAGCUCCGGAAGGAGUCCCCGAGAGCCAAGGGAAGGGGGAGAAGUAACCCGAUCUGAACAA